AUUUUACGACUGUCGUGUAAAUUGACUUUGAAAAUAGUGGCAGCUAUUAGUCUUCCCUCCUCCAUCUUCAACCUUCAUCCUUCCCUUCUCUCUCUCUCUCUCUCUUUGUAACUGAAGAGAGAGACAGACUGGCGAUGGCGGACGACACUAAUGAGCCCUCCCCUCAGCUCACAGGCAUAGUCAUAAUCACUCUGCCCCCGCCCGACAACCCUUCUUUGGGUAAAACCAUCACUGCCUACACUCUCUCCGAUAAUCAAAUUUCCUCAACUUCACAAUCACUUCAUCCACCAAACGAUCCGUCUCCGUCCCCGCCGCCUCAGAGUAGUCGUCAAUCUCUGUCUUCGUUGAGGAGUUUCAGCCACCGCAGCCCAAGGACUAUUCUGCCGAUUCUAGGCAUCGCUUUGAUCGCCUUGUACGUUUGGAGCUCAGUCUCUCAAGAAGAAUUCUUUCGGUUGCGCGAUCAUGUUGAGAAUUAUGAUGAUGAUGAUGAUGACGAUAAUCAGAAAAACAAGUCGCGGAGUACAUUUAUUUUGCCGUUGUAUCGGAAGCCUUAUGGAGGCAACGGUGAUUUACCAGAUGUCGAGCUGAAAUUGGGAAGAAUUAGGGCUUUGAAGGAAGUUGAUAGUGCGAUGCGUGCUCGGAAGAUUAGCAAGAAAUCAGUGUCUGCUGCUUCCAAGAUUGACUCUGCUAGUGUUAUACCUGUGGGAGGUAACAUUUAUCUCGAAGGGAUGUAUUAUACAUACUUGCAUUUUGGGAAUCCUCCGAGACCUUACUUUCUUGAUAUAGAUACUGGGAGUGACUUAACAUGGAUUCAAUGCGAUGCUCCGUGCACUAGUUGUGCCAAGGGAGCUCAUCCUUUCUACAAGCCAGUGAAAGAUAAGAUUAUUCUGCCUAAGGAUUCUUACUGCCUUGAAAUUCGAAAAAACCAAAUGAGCAAUCACUGUGACUCUUGCCUCCAGUGCGAUUAUGAAAUAGAAUAUGCCGAUAACAGCUCCUCCAUGGGAGUGCUUGCCAGGGAUGAGGUUUUUCUAAACAUUGCAAAUGGUUCUUUGGCCAAGUCAAAAGUUGUUUUCGGUUGCGCAUAUGACCAGCAAGGUUUACUUUUGAACGCAUUGGGAAAGACAGAUGGAAUUCUCAGUCUUAGCAGAGCGAAAAUCAGUCUGCCUUCUCAGUUGGCAAGUCAAGGAAUCAUUAAAAAUGUCAUUGGACACUGCCUUGCUACUGACACUGGCAGUGGCGGUUACUUGUUCUUUGGUGAUGACAUUGUGCCUCAAUCGCAAAUGGCAUGGGUACCUAUGCUUCAGAGCUUUGAUUCGAACUCUUAUCAGACAGAAAUUGUGAAAGUAAACUAUGGAAGCAGACAAAUUGAGUUGGGUGAUGUUAAGGGCAGACAAAGAAAUAUAAUUUUUGAUACUGGCAGCUCCUAUUCAUACUUCCCAGAAGAAGCGUACAACAAUCUUGUUGCUUUACUUAACGACAUUUCCGGCGAAAGCCUUGUCCUUGACACAUCAGAUACUUCGUUACCCAUUUGUUGGCGUUCGAAAUCCCCUUUAAGAUCCGUGAAGGAUGUCAAAACGUUAUUCAAACCUCUAAACCUUCAUUUUAGAAGCAAAUGGUGGAUCCUUUCCAGAAAGCUUCAAAUACCUCCUGAGGGCUACUUGGUGAUCAAUAGCAAGGGUAAUGUCUGCUUGGGCAUCCUUAAUGGAAGAAAAGUACACGACGGGUCCAAUUUUAUACUUGGAGAUAUAUCGCUACAAGGUCUGCUAUUUGUGUAUGACAAUGUGAACGAUAAAAUUGGGUGGGUUCGAUCAGAUUGUGCCAGGCCACGAAGAUUUGAGACAAGCAAUUCUUUUUCCUAACCCUCUCCUUGGAUUAUGACGAAACACUAGCAGCAUCAAGGGCCUCUCUGCCCUCUGUAGAUAUAUUAUUUUCUACUCUGUUUUCUUUGUGUAACAUAUUUUGAGACAUUUGGGAAGCAUCAUUUGGGGUAAAAAAGGGUUGAGAGGUGGAAGUUUUUGCAUUUUGAGUAGUAGAAUAGGUCUUUGUGCAGCCAGAUUUGUUGUAUUUAAAAAUUUCUUUCACCUCCUUUCAAUUGUUGCGUUUCCUAUAAA
This is a messenger RNA of Salvia miltiorrhiza (redroot sage), 2111 nucleotides long. RefSeq names its product aspartyl protease APCB1. The record is from RefSeq and is a predicted model, not a curated record. Gene Ontology annotation, biological process: proteolysis. Gene Ontology annotation, molecular function: aspartic-type endopeptidase activity. Lineage: Eukaryota; Viridiplantae; Streptophyta; Magnoliopsida; Lamiales; Lamiaceae. The coding region runs from base 135 to 1859 and encodes 574 amino acids. The transcript has 9 exons.